GAAAUGAAGAUUAAUACCAUGGAUCUUAGCGAUGACACCUGCGCAAUACGCAUGCGUGAAAUGUGCUUAGUACACAGCCACCAUCUUUGUCAUGAAGUCGAUAGUCAAUGAAAUAGUUUUGUUUUGUGUGCAGCACUUAUUGCCUUAGCGUGUCUUUGUCUCACGAAUGUUAUACUUUUCAUGAAAGAGUAAUUACACGACGAUGAGCUCAGACAAGCGAGAUGAGAAAUGGGAUGAUAGAGACUUGAGUAGACCAAAUAGCACAAAUCGCAAUGACAGCAAAUCCAUUCGAUGUCGGAUAUUUGUGGGGAAUCUUAACACAGAAGAUCUUUCUCGUGAGGAGUUUGAGAAUAUAUUUGCAAAACAUGGUCGUGUUAUAGGAUGCUCAGUGCAUAAUGGUUUUGGCUUUGUUCAAUAUGAAAAAGAAAGUAGUGCAGACGAAGCAGUGACGAAAGAACAUGGAACUACAAUUAAAGGGAAAAAAGUUGAUGUGAAUUUAGCUGGGGACAGACGAAAAGCAGAGAAGCGAAGGCCAUCCUCACAUAUGUCUAGAGACAGAGGUCCACGGGAUCAUUCAUUGUCACCAAGAAGAAGGUCUAGUAAUGAUCCGUUAUCAAUACCUGGCUAUAGAGAAGCAAGGGAUCGAUAUCGCGAUGAAAACCCAGAUUCUUCUGGACAUCGCCAUUAUGAUGAAAUUCCUCCUAAGAAGUCUAGACCAGAAUAUGAAUUUUCUCCAAUGUCUCACAAACCCUACCCUCCUCCUGCUGUUGGUAAACCUGUAGAAGCCCCAAUCGACUGUGAGAUAAUUAUAAUCCACAAACAACAAAUGGCUUAUGCCGAGUCAGUUGAAAAGAAAUUAAAAUCUCAUGGUUUAGUUGUGGAGUGCACUUACCGGACAAUUCCUUUGCUUGAUGAGUUGGAAGAUGCAGCAAAGCGUGGUGUAUUGUUUGGGAUUAUUAUUAGUAGCCAACAUGAAGUACAUCGUUCAGUAACAGUGCACAUCUUGCAUGGAAAACAACAAGAACACAGAAAUAUGCCUUUAGAGGAUGCAAUUCUUCUUGUGAGCCGUAAUUUUGAUACAUAUAUGCAGGCACUUCGAGAUCGAGAACUUCGGCCACCUGUGGUUGACCCUUUAACACCAAAGAAGGGUUUCUCAGGUGGAGUCAGCUCAGUUGUACCAUCACCAUAUACUCGAGCUGUUAGCACAUUGCUGAACAUUGCUGCAGAUGGUCGACCUCUAACUAUAGAUGAGUACACUUUAGUUAUUGAUGAGUUUACAAAAAUUCGUAAUGAUUUGCUUAAAAAAGAAGGACGAACACCUCCAUCUUCUACUGGAGCUACUUUCAGUUCUGAUCCUCAGUCAAUUGCUUUACAACAAGCUGAACUUCAAGCAAAGAUUUUGAGCAUUCUCAAUCCAGGUAGCAAGCUGAAAGUAGAGAGCAAAGAAGUAACUAACGAAACUACUGCCAGCUCAAGCCCUCGCUUCCAGUACUUACUCCUUCAAACAGUGCAUCGAAUGCUUUUCAGGCACCUACUACGGGCCUGAACAAAUAUCCAUCAAGUAAUGUCAUUGGAAAAGUGCUGUCAAAUUUGCGCAGUACAUCUUCGGAUCAAAGUUCGACAGCUUUUAAUAGCGUGCCUGGUGUGCUAGCCACUAAAUCAUCUCCUGCAAACCAACCUUAUUCUGCAGUUAAUGCAACCACUUCUGAUGGACUUCCACCGUAUGGAGGUUAUGGUCAUACAGCUCCUCAAGCUUGGUCUCGCUAUCAGAAUCCAUCUCAAAGUAUACCAAUGACACAACAAGCUAGUACUCAAUCAUAUCCUCAUUAUCUUCCACCCAGUCGUGGUGGUUAUCAUCCCAGUUAUCCCUCUGGGUAUUUACCCCCUUCAAGAUAUUGAUGUGAAUACCCCCUUCUUGUUUGUGAAUUAUCUUUUAUCUAUUUAAAAAAUUGUAAACUGAUGUUUUAUAUGUAAAAGUUUAAAUGAAGAGAAUGUAUAUUUAGUAACCAGUGGAAAUACAUCUACUCUUACAAAUUUCUCAUUAAAUGAAGUAGUAGUGUUAUUAUAUAA
Molecule: messenger RNA, 2070 nt
Organism: Xenia sp. Carnegie-2017
Lineage: Eukaryota; Metazoa; Cnidaria; Anthozoa; Malacalcyonacea; Xeniidae
Product: nuclear receptor coactivator 5-like
Molecular function (GO): RNA binding
Source: RefSeq, a predicted model, not a curated record